Messenger RNA from Procambarus clarkii (red swamp crayfish), 2207 nucleotides. RefSeq names its product dehydrogenase/reductase SDR family member 11. Lineage: Eukaryota; Metazoa; Arthropoda; Malacostraca; Decapoda; Cambaridae. Gene Ontology annotation, molecular function: oxidoreductase activity. The record is from RefSeq and is a predicted model, not a curated record.
CAUCCGAUCCCACGAUCGUCGUCGCCCCUAAAUCAACACAACACAUUAUUUCAGACGAAUAAAUUAGUAUCAUUAAGUAGUAGUAGUAUGAUGUAGCGAUGACAUAGAAGGCUUUACUUCGGAUAGUUCUCAAACUACUGCAGCAGGGCUCAUUGAUCUCAUACUGCCUACUGGAGUGCCCAGGCACCGUAAUACCCAGCUAACUACAUUAGACCUAUGAUUUUCUAAAUCAACGUAACCUUACCGAAGUGACUGCAACUAAGUUCUCUGCAGAAAGAAAUCAGUAUGGAACGUUGGGCUGGUCGUGUUGCUCUGGUGACAGGAGCAAGCUCGGGUAUUGGGGCAGCUGUCUGCAAGAGGCUUGUUGAGGCGGACAUGAAAGUUGUUGCAGCUGCACGAAAUGAGGAGAAGCUUUUGGCUCUUCAAAGUAAAUUGGCUGACAGCUCAGGGGAAUUGAUCACAAUGAAAUGUGAUAUCACCGAUGAUGAUGAAGUUCUCAAUGUAUUUUCCAUCAUUAAGAAGGAAUUUGGAGGUGUUGAUGUGUGCAUCAACAAUGCUGGCAUGUCUCACAACCGUUCUCUUUUGGAAGGAUCACCAGAGGACUGGCGUGAGAUGCUGAAUAUCAAUGUUGUGGGCCUCUCUUUGUGCACACGUGAGGCUGUGUCAUCCAUGCGUGAACGUAAUGUCAACGAUGGCCAAAUCAUUCAUAUCAACAGUAUGUCGGGUCAUCGUGUCAUAUCCAAUUCUGCAGUCCACUUCUACUCUGCCACCAAGUUUGCUGUGAGAGCCCUUCUUGAAGGGAUGAGGCUGGAACUCCGAGAUUUAAAGUCACACAUUCGAAUUGCGGCUGUUAGCCCUGGUCUUGUGGAGACCGAAAAAUCCUUGAGACUGUAUGAGGACGAGGUAAAGAAAAUGAACAUGAAGUCCCUGAAUGCAGAUGAUGUUGCUGCUUCGGUGAUUCAUGUCUUGUCUGCUCCACCACAUGUCCAAAUUCAUGACAUCCUCAUUCGGCCAACUGACCAGGUGUUAUAAGUUGCAUGUGACACAGACUGUGACCAUAGUACUUACGGUACUGUUUUUUCCACAAACUCUCAAGAUGACUUUUGGAAUAUUCAUAACCUAUGAAAACAUGAAACUGUUGGGCGGAACAUUAAAAACUUUUGUCAUAUACUGUACCGGGUAAUUCAGGAUUGUGUAAAAAAGAAAAACAUAUUUGUACUUUUAAUGACAAUACAGUAAUAAAGGAAUUCAAAAUUUUGUUCCUAUGUUUUCUGCUUGGAUAUAUGGUUGAAAGUCAGAUUGUUUAAUUAUGAGGUAUGAUUUGUGAUAUACAGUAACUAGCAUUGAAUUUAUAAACACUAAUAUGAUUAGUCUUUUUCUUUUCUGCUAAUCUCUUUUUUUUUUUUAUAAUCGUUAACAAUUUCUUAACUUGUCGUGAAAACACUAUUUUUUGUUUUUUGCUUUGAUAGACAGUUGAAUGUCAGAUUUUUUGCUUGUAAGGUAUGAUUUGUGAUAGAAAUACCAUUGAAUUUAUAAUUGGUGUAUUGCAUGCCUAUUUAUUGAGAUCAUAGCUAGCAGCAAGACACAUGCCACAUACAUAGUACAUUAAUAAAGUGUUUAUUUAGGGUGCUUGAAACCUUAUCCCUUAACAUUGGAGAAGGAUGUUUAAAAGGAAUUCUAUAAUUUACUUACCAAAACAUGACUUUAAAAAUUUCUACCUCUACACCUAUUAUGAGCUUGGUUCAAGUACAGUACAGCUAUUUCUGCUCAGUGACAGUACAAAUUAACAAUGCCUAAAUAUUCAUUCUGUUAUACACUUGCUUGAACUUUAAAAUGAUUUAAUCACUUUAAUCACUUUGCAUUUACAAAGCAGGUAGAUCAUUCAUCAGGUAUAAACUUACAAGCUAUAUGUGAUGAACUCAAAUGACUUUAAGAGACAUCCUCUUCGAGAUUGCUCAGUGGAAAGAUAGUAAAAACAUAUCAUGUACGGUUUACAGUGUAACCCUGAUAGACUGGAUUAACUGAUGACUGGAAAUAUUCCCGAUAUUGUUGUUCUAUUCUGUCAAGGAUUUUUCAGUUUCUUUGCCAUUUAUCACAAAUUAUUUGGGUGUUUUCUUAGCACAAAGGAUAGAAUAUAUCUUAAUCUAUUUAUUUUACACAGCUAAACAAUUAAUUGAAAUUUAAAAAUAAAAAUAUAAUAAACACUA